GUUGCACCGGUUCCGUCUUCUCGAGUGGAUCCUCCGCAAAAUCGCGCUUAUCUGAGCUUCCUCUCAAGUCGCAGGAAUCUCCUUCGUCAAUCUCUUUCCUUUUUUGAGUUUCCUGGACCACAGUGCUUCAUGGGCCUUCACGUAAAUUCAGUGACUAUGACUUUGUGAGCUUUUCUCAAUGGAUUAAAGUGGCACAACAUAUGCUCAAGUGUUUCACAGGAAUUGAGCAAAAAUCAGUGGUUUGAGGUGUAAGAAAAUCAGUGAAGAAUUUCCCACGCAGACACUGUGAAAGGAAGAAAACAAAAAAAAUAACUGCAAAAAGACUCCAAGAAAGAAAAAUAAACUUCUCUCGCAAGUCUCAAUCAGACUGAAGCUUUUUUCACGCACAAGUGAACCCCCAAGUCUUUUAUUUUCUUCUGUUGGUUGUCUGUGAAAAACUUUACCUCCCUCUUCUUCCUCUUCCUCCUACUUUUCAAGGUAUAUAUACAUAUAUCUUGUAAGUUUCUCGACGGUGUGCUUUUUUUUUGCUCCUUCUGGUCCAUCUUUCUCCUUCCGUUUGUUGCUUCCGCAUCCAUUCCACCAACUUUCUGCAGACAUUCACCCCCAAGAGAGAAGAAAGAGGGUGAAAAGACAUUGGACAAGAAGGACACAAAAAUGCAAUCUCCAGUGAAAUGGCUUUUCUCCAUCGUCCUAUGCAUCUCCACCCAGCAUAGCAUCAUCGCUAAUUGUGCUCCGGCAGAGUACGACCUGGACAAUGAGCAAGCGGAGGCACGUUAUGACCCCAGGCUGCUGUCCCAGGAGCUUCUGGGCUCCCAUUCACCUCCCAAACAGGGAGCUGAAGACUGUGUGAGCUCCAAUAGAAGAUAUGAACACGGAGAAAAGAUUUCUCGACGAGAUCCGUGUGAGGUGUGCAUUUGUGUUGACGGAGAGAUCUUCUGCUGGUGGAAACAGUGUCCUACUGAAAUUACAACAAUCGAACCUACAACAAGGAAUCGACCGCCACCCACGAAAAAACCACGAAAAAACCCUAAAGUUCCACCAAAAAAAGCCACAAAUUACCCUAAAAAGAAAAUCCUGACGUUCCCACAGAAUCUUCCAGUGCAUUUGUCUGAAUUGGAACUCCUAAAUGAGUCUGAUGGGACAAAUAUUACAUAUGCACCACCACCCAAGAUUUUAACAACACCUUAUCCAAUUACUACAACAGUAUUUACCACACAAAGUGCUACGGAACUUUCAGAUAACAUUACACAUUCUGAAAGUUUAAAUCAAGCACAGGAAGCAUCCACAGAAGCUUUUGUGGACACAACAGCCCCACGGGAGAAUGUAUAUUUUGAAAAAACCAUUGUCAAUCGCAAUGGUGUUUUUAUUGAGAAUAUUCGAAAGAUCACUGAAGUGGUCAAUAGGACAUUGGCACCGGAGCCACCUACAGAAGAAGACGAAGAACACGGGGCUAGAAAGAUAUCAAUUGAAGAUGAUGCACUCUCCAAGCAUUACAUAAUCACAUCUUCAGGUCGUAUUGAGAACAAUCCGGAUAGUGUAUUGGCUAGUGAGAGCGUUGUAGCUCAGUUCCGGAAUUCUUUCGAUUCUCAAAACACAACAACAUUACCGUUGAGAGUUUCUACAUCACCUACAACAUCCGAAGAUAUUGCUACAAUUUCCACGACCACGAUUGAGUCCUUCACACAAGCGCCGGAUGUAUCAACGACAGUUAGUGAAUCAACAACAUUGCAAUCGACAAUGCAAACGUCGACAGAGGCACCUCCGAAACUUAAGUGUAUCGUUAUGGGACAAUCAUACGAGGUGGGAACAGUUCUACCUCAAGAAACUGGAAAUUGUCUCCAGUGCAUCUGCAUUGCAGGAGCUACGGCCCAAGAUGCACCGAAAGUCACAUGCAGUCCUCACAAUUGCCCACCUCUUAUUUUGCCUGACCUUUUCGAUACAACGGGCUACUAAAAGAGCACUCGCCGAGGAAUCCAUCCCCGGAAAAGGUUCAAAAACAAGAUGUAAAAGGACGCAGAGAAAAUGUUACAAGAUGUUUCAGUAUAGUUGAAUGUCAGAAAUUAAGGAAAGUUGCCCGGUGUCCGAGGACAAACAUCCUACCAGAGGGUUUGAUGUAAAACACCAUUUGAAAUUUUAGUCAGAUAUGCUGUAAAAUUUGUUAUUCUUUUGAACUUCUUCUACGUUAAAUUAACUACACUAAAUUAAAUUUAACUAAAAUGUUAAAUUCAUUGAAUUGAUAAAUUUAUUUAUUCACCCAAAGUUAAAAUAAAUGGCAUAAAUUACUAGCAGACUUUUUGUCAUGCUCAAUCACAGGUUAAAUGUUUUGUUGAAAAAAUGAGCAUUUGCAGCAGAAUGGUGAGCAAUAGCACAGAAAAAAAAACUGCCGACAAAAAUAAUUUAUAAUUGCGAAUCACUCAAUGAUGAAUAUAGCAAAUUACCCAAUUAGUUUGUUAAUUAGUCUAAUUAUUAAAACAGAUUUCACCCUCUUGUAUCCUGUUUUUCCGCACCAGUUAAAUACACAGAAUUUAAUUAAUGCAUUUCAAAAUAAAAACUUUCUCUCCCAGUUCUUUCAGCAUAAAUGAAUGCAGAAAAAAUGGUAGCACAUAAAGAGAAUCAUUCCCAUAGUAUGUUCUUUUUUUUUAAUUUGAAUAUAUAUGACAACGUUUCAGAAUUUAAUUACUGAAAAAUAUUUUAGUAAAAAAUAAUUACAAAUAAUUGCAAUGGGUUCGGUUAAUUUGAUUUUCAGAUUGAAAUAAUCACGAAACAAGCGUAUUGACGCUGUCUACAUGGCCGCUAAAUUAUUUAAUUAAAUAUUUUUCUACAAUAUUCGCUAUUUCUUUUAUGUACAUAGUUCUCGGAAAACAAAUAUCAAACGUGAAUCAGGAAAAUUUAAUAAAAACUUAAUAUGAAAGAGUAAAUAAAUAAAUACUAAACUGGUCGAAUUGAAAUAUGAUUUUAAAUUCUCUUUCAAAAUCAACCACAAUAAUUAAAUUGAAAUUGAUAUUUGCCCUCCCUUUUUUGCACGCACUCCCUUGUCAUUAUUUAUCACUCUCGACGCUAAAAUUGCACGAACUGCAUUAAAUUAGCAAUAUUUGAUUAUUUAUUAUUAAAAAUAAAUAGUAGACGGUGUACUUUCGGUCACUGGGGUUCUGUUUGUGGCCAAUAAUGGCUCUCACGGGUGAAAUAAAUGUGUUUUAAUUUUUGCGCCAAAAAUCGGAUAUUUUGUAGCGAAAACUAAUUUCAAGAGGGAAAAUGUUUUUUUUUUGCAACAUCAAUAACUGAGUCAAAGUUUAAAUAGCGUAAUAUGCAGCAUAAGCUUUAAGUUGGAAAAAAUUACAGAAUAUGUACAGUGGCAACAAUUUAAACAGGGACAAUGCAUCCAAUGUGCUGGACACACCUACACCUUAAGCCGAAAGACAGAUUAACGUAAUUAUAAUCAAAAUAAUGAUUAGACUAUAUUUACAUCAGUUCCUCGCUAAGCUGACUCUCGGCUUAAACCAUGAGUUUGCCUAUCAGGGCAUAAAACUCUCAUAGGCGACGAAAAUUUCAUUUGUUUUCGUAAUAACAAAAGAUGAAGACACCAAAGCAGUCUUUAGACUAGAGGUUAAGCCUAGUUCUCGAAGGUCUCAAAAUCUUAAAUAGUGAGCAAUUUUAUUGCCUUUUGAGAACUUUAUAGGUCAUUUAGCUUUAAUAAUCCAAUCCUAAGUUGAAUUUUCCAAAAAAAUCGCAAUUGGUAAGAAAUUAAAGCAAAUAAGUCAUAUGCAUAAGCCUUAUGUCCUAGACACACUUACGACUUAAGCCGAGAGACGACUUAGUGGAAAAUGAUGGAAAUGUAGUUUAACCAUUAUUUCUAAUAUAAUUACGCUAAGUCGUCUCUUGGCUUAUCCUCAGGUCUGUCAAGGCCCUUAGGUUUGAAGCUCGUAUAAAGGCCUCUACACAUUAGAAGCAAUUUUCGUCAAAAAUUGUAUUUUUGACAGACUUUUGACGAUAUAACACCUGCAAAUGAUUUUCUUAAAAAAAAAACAAUUUUUGAGGAAAAUUGCUCCUAAUGUUUAGAGAACAUAAUGUAUUAAAAAAUUAACCUCAAAGUCUAUUUUCCUAGACAUUAAUACAUGUAACAGAAAUCCAAUUUCCAAACGGUGUUUUUUUCACAUAAGUUUCUAAAGGAAAAAACCACCGAGUUCAUCGGCCAAGAGAAGGAGUCACCACGACUUUGUCGCUUCCCAGAAGAUUGCACAUCACCCUCGACUUCAGUCCAGAAUAGUAGUUAUCAGUGACUAUAUAUUUCCCCAAUGCAAUGUUCAAGAAAGAGAGUUAGAAUUUGCAUACAUUUAGGGACAUGUGGAGCGUACGGCUUAUUCGACACAUGUCAACCUAAGUCGAUGUCUGUAACGUAACGGCUGUAUCCCACCAAUCCUAAUCCUUUAUUCCUUUGACAUGCCCAACCCAUACCAUCCUUAUCGGUGCUAAAAGGUUGCUUUGGGGGCUCUUACUGUUAUACUGGUUUCAGGCGUAAGGCUUAGCCAUAUGGCUUAUUCGCUCCAAUUUCUUACCGUUCAAGAUUUCUUGGAAAAAUUUAACUUGGGAUUGGAUUAUUAAGAACAAAUGAUCUAUUACAUUCUAAAAAUCAAGUAAAAUUCUUUAUUAUUUAGGAUUUUGAGACCUUCGAUAACUCGGCCAAGCCUCUAGUCUGAAGAACGUUUUAGGUCACUGUCCUCAGUCUUCAGUGAGUGAGCAUCAGUCGCUGUGAACAGUUCACUCUCAUGAAGUGAAAACUGGGUGGCACCUACAAUUCUCCAAUUUCCCUCUAUAAGUUUGUAAUUUUAUUCAGGUGAGCCCCAUCAGGGCUUACAGGUAGGGUAAAGUGAUAAAAGUUGGACACGGCUUUUUUUUUCUUGAUAAAUUUAGUACUUCAUUUUAAUUUGUAUAUUUUUAAUGCUUUAGUUUUAUAAUUUGAUUCCUUAUGCUUAAAAAAAAUAGUACUGUAUCAAGAAAAAAUCCCUGUCCAACUUGUACCAGCGAAUUGUCCAACUUGUAACACUAUGUCCAACUUGUAUCACUUUACCCUAUUUCAAAAAUGAUUUCACAAAUUAGCUUGUAAUGAUAUACAAAGGUUCAUAAAGUGUAAUUGCAUAAUCCAAUCAUACACACAGAAAAAUGGAAAAUUCUUAAACAGAAACACCCAGGAAUUUAAUUUCAAAUCCCAUCCAAUGAAUGCCGAUACCCUAAUCCUAAAUCCUUGAUCAUUUAGUAUAAUGAUACUAAGAAUUUCUUUCAAAGCGGAACUCGUUGUAAGUUUUUUUUUGUUAUCUUCCCAUAAAUUCGAAUAUUUGAAGAAAUUCCAAACGCUCUAGCGCUCGCAAACCCUGCCUUCGUUUCUUUAUUUUCAAUGGGUUCUAAAAUUUUUGUUGUUAUAGGGUAAAUUAAGCUAAUUCAAAACCUGCUCCAAAUGGAAAUUAUACGCUACUCCAAAUGGAAAUGUAAUUUUUUUCAUGAUAAAUACAGCACUAAUUUAUUAUAUUAUAUUUAUAUAUUUUCUAUAUAACACAGUUUCAUUAUUUAGUUAAUUUUGCUCCAAAUAAAGCGAAAAUCCAUUCAUAUUCACAAAUUUUAAUUUGUUAAUUUCUCGGAAAAAUUAAAAGUGUACCUUUUCACCAUCGACCAUGUUUUCUAAUGAAAAACACAAUGAGGUGACUGUUGUUUAUUCGUUUUGUUUAACAUUUAUGUCAUAUUUCUGGCUAAUUUUAGUUAAAUUAAGUGCUAAUCUUUAUUGUUAACGGCACGUGAAGUUUUCAGAUGAAAUAAUUGCCUAUUUCGUGAACAAAAAGGGUUUUUCUGAAGUGUCUGUUAAUGCUUCAAUAGUAAACCCCGGAAAUAUGAUUUUUUUGGAGAGAUUUUCUUAUUAUUUUAGAUAGGAAAGGAGAAAGACCAGGAAUAAGAACAAAUCCUGCACUCAAGAACAACACAACAAGAUUUUGGAAGCCUUUCGUCGCGGUUUCAGUUACACUGUUUGUCUCCAAUAAGAAACUUUCCCUUGUCUCCAUUUGGAUUAAUUUGUUUCCAAUAAAAGCAUUUCACGCUCGCGUAUUUUUCUUGUAUUUAAGAAGUUUUUAAAUUAUAUCUAAAGAAAUUUCACUAAACAGUAACAUUCUAGAAGAGUCAAGGAGCAAAUUUAUGUAAUUCUCUUCAGAAAAAAUAUGAACUCAAUGUGUUAAAUUCUUUGAAAUUCAGGAAACCCUCUUUAAGCUGUUUCUAAAUGAUACAUGUAGAAAAAUAAUUUUACAUGGAAUAAUAAAAAUGUUGAAAAAAAAUCUUUAAGGUUAAGUCAUUCUAUAUUAAUUUUUUCGUCAUCUUUUUAUACACUGACAGAAAUCCGAAAAAGUUAAAAUAACAUUCUGGAAAUGUUAAUUUUACCCUGCAAAAUCGGUGUAAAUAUUACCCUUUUUAGGUGUAUUGGGGGUUAAAGUUACCCUUUUUCAUAUUAAUUUUACCCUUAAAAAGGUGUAAAUUAACAUUAAAAAAUGUUGAUAUAUUUUUACACCUAAAAAGUGUUAAAAUUAUGAGGAAAAACAGUUAAUCGCACCCUCUUUUUUCUCAGUGUAAGGAUAAAAUUACAUUUGCGUAUCAAAUGUAGUUUUUGGAGUUUUUGUAUCAUCAAAGUUAUUCAGAGGUAUUGUUCCUAAUUAAAUUGUUGCCACUGUAUGAAUUGUGUCCUUUUUUAUGCAUCAAAAGAGGCAGAGAACUUUACUGAAACUGAUCUAAUUUUUUUAUCAAAUGAAAAGGCUCCUAGAACCAAGUCUAGCAAAAAAGUUAUCGGAUGGAUAAAGAGGCAUAAUUCCUGCAAGAAAUAAAAUUCAAUGCAUAUAAACCCCAUUUCAAUAAAUAAAAAUUAAUGAGAGAAUCAAAAGAGAAUGGGAUAUUUUCUCUUACGGAGAAGAAAGUGUUUCAACGUGUUUUUAUUGAAAGAAAAUUAUACUUCAAAAUCUGUCUCUAUCUUCCCCCUAUUAAAUUGCAAAAAAAAGAAUUAUAGCGAAAGUUUCUUACAGAAUAAAAAACAAGAAAUAUUAGAAAAUAGACGACCACAUAUACAACAAAAUUUCUCGCUAAGAAUCAAUGUAAUCUAUUAGAAAUGGACUUAGAAAUUGAUAUACAACUUACUAUAUUUUUAACUAAAUAUAAAAAAAAAUGAAAGGAAAACCCUAAUUAAUCCUUAGAUAUAAAUAAAGUAAUAUAUAUAUUCAGCGGAGAUGGAGGAUCUUGUAUUAAAAAAAAGGUAGAAUUUAUAAAUGUGAUUAAUAAAAAAAAAACUAGAUGAAAUAGAGAAAUAUCAUAAGAAAACAUUUCAACAGAAUUAAUUGGUGAUUGUGAAUUUAUUUAUCAGUAUUUAACAUUCUACCCUGAAAAAUAUAUAGCAUGGAAAUUCUUCCCCCAACGCCCCAACAUAUCGAGAAAAAAUCCCUAAAAUCAUCCAAUUUUCUUCUUUCGGAAGAAAAUUCAGAGAAAAUUCAAGAAUUGAGACACAUAUUCAAAACUGUUAGGUAGAUAAUUUUGAAUAUUUGACCAAAGAGAAAAAGAGCAGAUAAAAAGUGAAAAAAUAUUAUAUUGUUGCAUUUAAAAGUGAUUGAGAAAAAAAACUUUUUUGAGAAGAAAAUAUAUAAGUGAAAGUGUAUUGAACAAUUUU
This is a messenger RNA of Phlebotomus papatasi, 7681 nucleotides long. Its product is annotated as mucin-2. Bases 655 to 1953 code for a protein of 432 amino acids. The record is from RefSeq and is a predicted model, not a curated record. Lineage: Eukaryota; Metazoa; Arthropoda; Insecta; Diptera; Psychodidae. The transcript is spliced from 4 exons.